Fomitiporia mediterranea MF3/22 is the source of this 1841-nucleotide messenger RNA. RefSeq lists its product as uncharacterized. The record is from RefSeq and is a predicted model, not a curated record. Bases 753 to 1586 code for a protein of 277 amino acids. NCBI's taxonomy places the organism in Eukaryota, Fungi, Basidiomycota, Agaricomycetes, Hymenochaetales, Hymenochaetaceae. The transcript is spliced from 4 exons.
AGAAAGUGUACUGGCAUCGUGAUCACUGAGUCUCAUGCUUGCGAACUUGCAUAGAGCCUUCCUGGGACCUGCCAAGUGACAAUUCUGGACCUUCCGGGUGAUGCAUAGCACUAGACAUUGAGCUAGUGAACGGUACUCGGUCUUUAAGCGGAGGUAAAUUAACUUUCCAGGGAUCCGACAUGCGUAUAUCCCUUGUAAAUACGCGAUGUUGCGCUUAAAUACCAAAGCCUGAUACCGCGGAAAGAUACGGGCUUACUUCCUCGCAUCUCAUGAAGACGAUGCACCGUGCUGGCACCUUAUCAUGGUCACCACCUUGACAGAAGGGUGUUUUCUAAUCCUUAGCGCUUACACACAUCAUACAUAAUCGCAUUAUCGCCGCUCAGGCCUUCCACGUUACACGAUGUGAAGCUCGAGUACUGGUACAAGAAGCGGUCGGCUCCCAGAAAUGCCAAGGGUUCAUAUAAUAGGUCACCAUAUACGACGACAGAAAGCCAAGCCCUCGGUUCAGUUACCCGUCUAACCUGGAAGACGUUGUCUAUCUCCACGGCUGCGUGAUUCUCGUGAACGCAAUCUCUGUACUGUCCCUCGCGGUGGCUAGUCAUUGCGUGCUUGUUACCGCUUAGGUCGACGAUUAUGGGAGAUUCUAAAAGCUUCGCCACGCUGGUAUAAGAGGACAUGUAUCAUCUGUCUUUACACCCCGGUGUUCGUAUUCACAGCCCAACUGUUGAUAAUCUACUGGAAAUAACGAAAAGAUGCUCGCUGCCGCAUCUAAGUCUCGACCUGCACUGGUCGCCGCACGUUCAUCUUUCCAUGCGAACCAGAGCACCAGUUCUGCCAGAGCGGCAUCAACGCUCACAACCGCCGCUGAUAUCUUUGACGCUCCAGGCCGCAUGAUCUUCGAUAGCGAACAGCCGACAAGCCCGAGCCUCAGUGCCGCACGACGAUAUUAUCCGUCACACUUUCGUCCCAUCGAGUCGCAAUCGACUGCAGCGUCGGAUUCACCGUCACCAACUUCAGGCCCCGCUACACAUAGGAGUCAGUCAACUCAGCAGCCUUAUGGUCACGUACACGCAGCGCAUGCUCGCCAGAUGUCCACCGUUGCUCAUCAGCGAAUUUCGAACGACGGGUCAACAGUUAUAUUUGACGGCCCCGCUCGUCCGCGUAACCCGCCUCGCGUCACUACACGACAUGAUCACUCGCGCCCCUCGUCUACCAGCGCUGCGUCUCUGAAUGCUUCGGGGGGCGUUGACAUGAUUCCACCGAUACCAUUACCAGAACCGCUCGUAUUUGAUGGACCUGCGCAGCCACGCCGCCUGAUACCCGUUCAGAUCAGGAAGUCUUCGCAGAACGGUGUGAAUGCCAGUUCCGCCGCUGCUGUCGGAGCGCUGGCUGGUGUCGUUGUUCUUGGCAGCGCCUAUGAGGUGUAUGAAGCUCAUCAGGACUCACGUUCUACUCCAAGGAACGUCUUCAGCUACUCCCGUUCACGCGAGAGCGUCUCGACUCAUGUGCCGACAUGUGAACCGGAAGAGGAUACUGAUUCGAAGCAUGAAGUGCUGCGCGAUGAAAUUCUCCCGACCUUAUUUUAGGCGUGGUGUACUGUGCAGAACGAUAUAUCCUCAGGCCAGCUACCCCUCUCACGAAACAGAAAAUUGAUUCAUGGCUGGGCCGUCCGAAUUCCGUGUCGUCCUUUUUCUUUCUCCUCUUUGUUGAUAACUGAUAGAUAUAGACUGUAUGUGGAGGAACGUGUAAUUAUGAAAUCACUGAAAUAGGCAAGAUUCCUCAAUUUUGUAUUUGCAAUAUUUUGUUUUGGAAAUGUAUGUCGAAGUCUAGAAAAUCAUUCC